This is a messenger RNA of Symbiodinium sp. CCMP2592, 750 nucleotides long. The record is from the annotation of a GenBank genome assembly. NCBI's taxonomy places the organism in Eukaryota, Dinophyceae, Suessiales, Symbiodiniaceae.
AUGAAACCGAAGAAAGACCCAUAUCUCGCAGAGGCUGCCGUGCCACCAGAGCUGAUGUAUGCGCCGAGCACGCCGAGCUCUCGAAAACCUGAGCAGAUCCAGGCCAAGGGCCAGCUGACCUCGACGACCGAUGCCGAGCCCGGCAAGGACGAUGUGAAAGCUGCCCGCCCAUCCUUGGAAGCUGCGAUACCCGAAGGUUCCGAGGCUCCUACUCCGGCGGGCGAGAUGGAUUUGGAGGAAGAAGAGGAUGAGUCGCCGGAGUACCGGCGGCUCUAUGCCAGGAUGGAGGCCAAGAUCCGCCGAAUGUGUACUCCGAGCAAUGUGUCGGGACGCACCACGGCGAGUCCAGAUCUGAUCCGAGAUUGGAAAGAAAAGGGGUAUAAACGUGUGCAGCUCGCCGAGUUUCAGCAGAAGGUGGAAUCCUGGAGAAAGACGGAGAUGUUCAGGAAGAAGGUUCAGAAGGUGAAGGAGUUCUGCGAGAAGCACGGCUUCGUACGGAAGAACCAGUACGACGAGGAUGAGACGGAGUACUGGGUGGACUUCAGAACUGAAGGUUCUCGUGGGACCAACGAGACUGACGGCUUGCUGGAGUCUCGGAGCGCGGACGUCACCGGGGCUGACGGCCUCAUGAGUUCUGGGUUGGACGAAGCUCCAAUGCCGGAGCUUCCUAUGGGUGGGGCACAUGCGCCAGGGAUGCGGAAUGAGAAGGAGCAGGACAGCUCCAAUACACUGAUCGAGAGGUUUAUCUAG